AUGGCUCCUCUAACCAGGCUCCCUCUCGCAUACCGCCUCUUCUUCCUCUAUCUCGAGCCCGUCUCCGCCCUCGUCGGCGCCUUCUUCACCCACUUCCGCCAGCAGCGCUACCUCGAGCUCCUAAACAGCGCAUCCGCGCCGGCCAGGCUCGUCCCGCUGAGCACCUCCGUGGCCAUGUCUCAGCUCGCAAACAUGUACUUCUUCUUCGCCAUCAACGAGGCGCUCGUUCUCCGGUCAACCAGCAAUCUGCGAGUCUGGCGCGCUGUGCUGCUGGUGCUUCUGAUUGCGGACUUUGGGCAUUUGUACUCGAUGAAGGAGCUGGGCCCCGGCAUCUACUACAACGUCAUGGAUUGGAACGUGGGCGAUAUUGGCAACGUGCCCUGGGUAUAUGCGGGGGCCACGAUGAGAUGCUGUUUUCUGGCCGGCGUUGGCCUGUGA
This is a messenger RNA of Trichoderma atroviride IMI 206040, 438 nucleotides long. RefSeq lists its product as uncharacterized. The record is from RefSeq and is a predicted model, not a curated record. Lineage: Eukaryota; Fungi; Ascomycota; Sordariomycetes; Hypocreales; Hypocreaceae.